Molecule: messenger RNA, 909 nt
Organism: Anopheles cruzii
Lineage: Eukaryota; Metazoa; Arthropoda; Insecta; Diptera; Culicidae
Product: NADH dehydrogenase [ubiquinone] iron-sulfur protein 4, mitochondrial-like
Exons: 4
Coding region: 109-651 (180 amino acids)
Biological process (GO): electron transport chain
Source: RefSeq, a predicted model, not a curated record
CACUGGGCACUGUUUUGAUCCGCUGUUGUGUCAGCGACGAAGAUUGAUUUUGCCCAAAGUCGCCCAUCGAUUCCUUGCGGUGCUGCGACGCGUGAAUUCGUGCCCGAAAUGAGUCUGUUUCUGCGUUCGGUGGCCAGAACUGGCGCUACGCAAUGGAUGCGUGCGACCCUUUCAACUUCAUCGAUUGCUUACAAGGAUCCAAAGUCCACGAAAGAAGCGCCGAUCCUGGAUGCCAGUGUUGUUUUGGCCACUGACGAUGACCGCCACCUUCCCACGAUUACUGUUCCCACGAAGGUGGACCUUAGUCCCAUCAGCGGUGUACCGGAGGAACAUGUGAAGGAGCGUCGUGUGCGUAUUUUCGUGCCGGCCAAAAAUGCGAUGCAGAGCGGUACCGAUAAUAUUCAGCAUUGGAGCAUCGAGUUCGAUAACCGUGAACGCUGGGAAAAUCCUCUGAUGGGAUGGUCAUCAACCGGUGAUCCUCUGUCGAACAUGCGCGUUGAAUUUACCUCGCCCGAGGAAGCGAUCACGUACUGCGAACGGAACGGUUGGAGAUGGUUCGUCGAUAAGCAGGAAGUUGAGAGGAAGCACCGUGUCAAGAACUAUGGAAUCAACUUUGCGUGGAACAAACGUACCCGCGUGUCGACUAAGUAAAUCCAAAGAUUUGUCGUUGCACACCGUUAGCUUGUUGUAAAUAAGACACUAUAAAAGCAGCCAACCGAGCGCUGUUGGAACGCGCCUAAAGGCUGUUUAACAAAGAUCAUGUGUCUCAAAAUUAACGUGUGUUCCGCACUGCAGCAUCGACUUUUAACUGUGUCGGAGAAGAAAAAUUGUUAACCAAGGGAUCUAGAAGGAAAAACCGACAUAAGCAAAUUGCUAAUCAUUUUAUUAAAUUAUUGCUACAAAACUGCA